AUGACGCUGAAAACAGGCAGUGUUGGAAAUCUGGAUUCCACAUUAACACUGACUUCGACCUCUCUUGGCCAGACACGGGAUCUGCAUGUUGGUCAACGGCCAGUUUCCGGGGCCACGCUUGUAGCAGACUGGGGAGACACCAUCGUCGUGAACGUCAAGAACUCUAUGCAGUACAACGGCACAGGUCUUCACUGGCAUGGCAUUCGUCAACUGGGGACCGUUGAGCAGGACGGCGUGCCAGGGAUAACUGAAUGCCCAUUGGCAACUAACGAUUCGAGAACCUACAAAUUCAAGGCGACCCAGUACGGCACAUCCUGGUACCAUUCCCACUUCAAUGCUCAGUAUGGCAAUGGCCUGCUUGGUGGAAUACAUAUAAAUGGCCCAUCCACCGCAAACUAUGAUAUCGACUUGGGACACUUCUUUGUGUCCGACUGGUACUAUGAUACUGCCGAACAGGAUGCGCUUAGAACAGCUGCUGCCUUUCUAGGCGCGCCUGCUGUAGGCAACGCUGAUACCGUUCUCGUCAAUGGGACAAAUAAGUCCCCUGACAACUCAACUGGCUCUUGGUCGACAACCACAAUAAUUCCUGGCAAAACGUACCGAUUGAGGGUCGUUAACUCCGGCGUGGACAACCAAAUUCGCAUCUCUCUGGAUAACCACCCAUUGACUAUCAUCGCUAAUGAUCUCGUGCCUAUCGAGCCUAUUACCGUUGACACCCUCUUAAAGGGCACAAAGCCAUCGGAUCCAACCUCGUCUGCGUAUCCCGAUCCCGGCGACUGCAAUGAACCAAGUCCGCUUCGUCCUUGGAUUCACCAGACUGUCCCAAAUAACACAUUUGUGGAUAAUGUUGAUUCACUCAUACUAGCCUUCACGGGAGUAACUUUCCCUGGUGUCAAUGGUACCGGAAUCAGCUGGACUUUCAACAACACCGGUAUACUGGUUGACUGGUCGGACCCAACCCUAAAGUACGUCGUCGAGCACGACAACAACUUCAAUAAGAACAUGAGUGUGAUCAAGCUUCCCGGGUAUAAUGAGUGGGCCUUCUGGGUCAUUCAAGCCAAAGAUGGCGCAAAUACAGUCUCUCCUAUCCCACAUCCAAUGCAUUUACAUGGUCAUGACUUUUUUAUCAUCGGUCAGAAAGAAAACGCAAUAUUCGACAAUGAGGCUGACUUCCAGAGCUUAAAUUUUACGCGUCCUCCCCGUCGCGACGUUGCUCUGUUGCCUAAUUAA
Messenger RNA from Penicillium cataractarum, 1230 nucleotides. RefSeq lists its product as uncharacterized. Gene Ontology annotation, molecular function: oxidoreductase activity; copper ion binding. Bases 1 to 1230 code for a protein of 409 amino acids. The transcript is spliced from 4 exons. NCBI's taxonomy places the organism in Eukaryota, Fungi, Ascomycota, Eurotiomycetes, Eurotiales, Aspergillaceae. The record is from RefSeq and is a predicted model, not a curated record.